Cylicocyclus nassatus is the source of this 318-nucleotide messenger RNA. The record is from the annotation of a GenBank genome assembly. NCBI's taxonomy places the organism in Eukaryota, Metazoa, Nematoda, Chromadorea, Rhabditida, Strongylidae.
AUGGAACCCAGUACUUCGCCCAGUGUCAGCCUAUCCACUUACAAACAGGCCGGAGUUCACUUCUUAUCUACCUCAGGAAGACCAGAAGUACCCAGUGCCCCGCCAGAGGAACCUAGCACUUUACCGGGUUCUUCCCUGCCCACUUACGAACAGGCCAGAGUGCACUCCUUAUCUACACCAUCAGCAAAGCCAGAAGUACCUAGUGCCCCUCCAGAAUACGAGGAGGUUGACACAACAAUCAGCCGGCGGAUAAUCCAAACAACAUUUCCUGAACCAUCAACAACUAUAAUAGAGCAGCCUACACCUAUCUCCUGGUGA